UUAUUAUUUUUUUCUUUCUUGUUUUUGGUGGGGGUUUUUCUCGCUUCUGCUCGCGAUGCCGGAACCUGCAAAAUCAGCUGCUAAGAAAGGCUCGAAGAAAGCCGUGACCAAGACGGCAGGUAAAGGCGGUAAAAAGCGCAAGAAGUCGCGCAAGGAAAGUUACGCCAUCUACGUGUACAAAGUGCUGAAGCAGGUCCACCCGGACACGGGCAUCUCCUCCAAGGCCAUGAGCAUCAUGAACUCGUUCGUGAACGACAUUUUCGAGCGGAUCGCCGGUGAGUCAUCGCGUCUCGCGCACUACAAUAAGCGCUCCACCAUCACGUCUCGCGAGAUCCAGACCGCCGUGCGCCUGCUGCUUCCGGGGGAGCUCGCCAAGCACGCUGUGUCCGAGGGCACCAAAGCUGUGACAAAGUACACCAGCUCCAAGUGAAUCUCUCUCACGCACACACACCCUUGCUCUACCCACGUGGGAAAAACAUACCAACAAAGGCUCUUUUAAGAGCCUCCCAGGUCCCAAUAAAGGAGCUGCUUUUCGUGUUUUUUUUUUUUUUUUUCCCUCAGGUUCCGGAGAGUGUUAUAUAUUAAUAAAAGACUAUACUGUUUCUGUGUAAAAAAAAAAACACCAUGAAUUCCUCUUUGUUCAGCUUUGGCCCAGCGCCAAACAAACAGCAUGCUGCUUUCAACUAGGUCCGCGUCUUAGAUAUUAUAGUUCCUCGCUUACACACCGCUCUUCAUUUCUUUGAACGCUGCGUGAAGGACGGAAGGAGAGUGUUAGUCGCACCGAGAUGUCUGGCAGAGGAAAAGGCGGGAAAGGGCUCGGGAAAGGCGGCGCCAAGCGA
Molecule: messenger RNA, 839 nt
Organism: Neoarius graeffei (lesser salmon catfish)
Lineage: Eukaryota; Metazoa; Chordata; Actinopteri; Siluriformes; Ariidae
Product: histone H2B-like
Exons: 1
Coding region: 56-430 (124 amino acids)
Cellular component (GO): nucleosome
Molecular function (GO): DNA binding; structural constituent of chromatin; protein heterodimerization activity
Source: RefSeq, a predicted model, not a curated record